UCUUCGCCUUCUUCUUCUUCGCCUCCUCCUUCUUCGCCUUCUUCUUCUUCUCCUUCUCCUUCUGCUUCUUCUUCGCCUUCUUCGCCUUCUUCUUCUUCUUCUUCUUCUUCUUCUUCUUCUUCGCCUUCUUCUUCGCCUUCUUCUUCGCCUUCUUCGCCUUCUUCGCCUUCGCCUUUGCCUUCGCCUUCGCCUUCGCCUUCUUCUUCUUCGCCUUCUUCUUCUUCUUCGCCUUCUUCUUCUUCUUCUUCGCCUUCUUCUUCUUCUCCUUCUUCUUCUUCGCCUUCUUCUUCUUCUUCUUCGCCUUCUUCUUCUUCACCUUCUUCUUCUUCGCCUUCUUCUUCUUCUUCUUCUUCUUCGCCUUCGCCUUCUUCGCCUUCGCCUUCUUCGCCUUCGCCUUCUUCUUCUUCGGAUAAAGGUCCUGAACCUUCUCAGAGAUCUAAGCCUAAGCUUAAAGUUAAUCUUUCACUCAAGGUAUCUAAGCCCCCAUUUGUUCCUCCUCGAACUAAUGAGAAAGGUAUUCUUGGAGCUUCUCCCUCUUCUCUUCUUUUUGACUCUUCUGGCCCUAAAGCUUCUUUUAGCUAUAGUAAGUGUCGUCACUGUGGUGAGACUACUCAUGUCAUCAGUAAGUAUCCUUCAGACACCAAAUCUGGUUCGUCAGCCAAGAUAAAGAAAGUAACUAAGGCUGAAAAGUCAGCCAAAGUGAAACCAAUCACUAAAGUUGUGAAAACAACUAAAUUGAAGAAUAUGAUUGAAGCCUCUUCUUCAGGCUUGGUGAAGACUCUUGCUGACUCUGAGUCUUCAGUGUUAGUGAAGAAAGAUGUCACCUCUAACUUUGCUGGACCCAUUGAGAAAUGGGUACCAAAGCAAUCUUAA
Messenger RNA from Cynara cardunculus var. scolymus (artichoke), 873 nucleotides. Its product is annotated as putative protein TPRXL. The transcript is spliced from 3 exons. The annotation marks the transcript as partial. The record is from RefSeq and is a predicted model, not a curated record. Lineage: Eukaryota; Viridiplantae; Streptophyta; Magnoliopsida; Asterales; Asteraceae.